GAAAGGGACAUGUAUAAAGAGUCUGACUGUCUCUUGCUGUCUCGGUGUAUUAUUCCAAAGCAUCCUCAUCUACAAAAUAUCCUCAUACAAGACCACUACAAGUAAUAUAAUACUCAACCACCUCAACAAGACAAUUUUUAAUCUCACAAAAACCAAAAUGCUCUUCACAACCACCAUCCUCGCCCUGGCCACCCUCACCGGUGCCGUCCCCACCCCGGCCGGCCAGGCCAAGUCCAUGGUCGCCGACGUGCCCCAGUGGACCAUCACCGACUUUACCCGCACCUGCAACGACGCCGACACCGAGUGCAAGGUCCAGUUCGGCAUCGACACCAACGCGGGCGGCAACUCCACCACGCCGUGCAGCUACAGCGUGACCGCCGACUCUCUGGCCUCGCGCGCUUCCGUCGCCAACAUUGACUGCGGCAAGUACAAGGUCAGCUCGGGCUGGAGCGGCCAGUUCGAGGUCGGCUUCACUACCCUGUCCGUCGUCGACUCGGAGAAGAGGCUCAUCGUGUGGCCCGCCUACACCGACGACCAGCUCGUCAACGGCAAGGCUGUCAGCCCCGACCAGAGCUACGCUCCUCAGACUCUGGGUUGAAUAUGAAAUGAUGCAUUUGGAGGAAAUGGGAGGGAAAUAAAAUGAAGGGAACGCAGCAGUUCUGCGACUCACGAUGUCAUGUAAACUAAUAAUUAUGACCUGUAAUACAAAAAAAACAAAAAUAAAAUUUGGCACAUGCGUUCUUGUCUAGUCCUGUCAAACGCGGUACAACUUUGGCCUUUCAGGUUCAUCUGAUCCGG
This is a messenger RNA of Pyricularia oryzae 70-15, 798 nucleotides long. RefSeq names its product surface protein 1. The transcript has a single exon. Bases 158 to 598 code for a protein of 146 amino acids. NCBI's taxonomy places the organism in Eukaryota, Fungi, Ascomycota, Sordariomycetes, Magnaporthales, Pyriculariaceae. The record is from RefSeq and is a predicted model, not a curated record.